Molecule: messenger RNA, 739 nt
Organism: Sycon ciliatum
Lineage: Eukaryota; Metazoa; Porifera; Calcarea; Leucosolenida; Sycettidae
Product: signal recognition particle 19 kDa protein-like
Exons: 4
Biological process (GO): SRP-dependent cotranslational protein targeting to membrane, signal sequence recognition; SRP-dependent cotranslational protein targeting to membrane
Cellular component (GO): signal recognition particle, endoplasmic reticulum targeting
Molecular function (GO): 7S RNA binding
Source: RefSeq, a predicted model, not a curated record
AUGGCAUCGGCUUCUGCCGCCCCCACAGCGCAUUUAUCCUCCGAUCCAGCAUCGAAAGACAGAUGGGUAUGUAUCUAUCCUGCAUACUUGAAUAGUCGAAAGACCGUGGCUGAAGGCAGGCGAAUUGCGAAAGAAAAGUAAGAAACAAAACGUUACACGAGAGAUUGGACGAUGGACCCUGCAAAGCUUGGCCGUAUCCGUGUGCAGCUGAAGAAAUCCGACGGAACGCCGUGUCAUGCAGAACUCCAGACAAGAAAGCAGAUCCUGCUGUACCUCGGCGACAUGAUUCCCCGCCUCAAGUCGCGCCACACUCACGGCGCAAGCGCAGCAGCGGCCGGAGGAGCAGCUGCUAGCGCUGGUGUAGACCCUGGCACCGCGGCAGCAGCAUCCAGCGGAGGUAGCAGUGGCGGCGGGAAGUCAAACAAAGGAGGCAAGAAGAAGAAGAAGUAAAAGUCACCGCAUCCCGAGGAGAUAGCUUGCUCGGUUAGGAUUCGAAUUUUCUGGUGCUUACACCAGCCUGUAAAUAUGUACAUAGAUUUAAAUGAUUUCUUUGCCGACCAGCUGCCUUUUAUGUGCAGUUUUGCUAGAAUUUAGUAAUUUUUGCUCCGUUCUAUUUGUAUAGUAUUUUGAUAUUAUUUUAUCUCUCAACAUGUGCGCGGGCUAGCAUGCUAUGAAUCAUGCAUGCCAUGACGUGAAAUAUUACAUUUCAACCUUUAAAACAUCCUGAUUGAGUAACGUC